Sinocyclocheilus grahami is the source of this 1404-nucleotide messenger RNA. RefSeq names its product protein odr-4 homolog. The record is from RefSeq and is a predicted model, not a curated record. Gene Ontology annotation, biological process: intracellular protein localization. NCBI's taxonomy places the organism in Eukaryota, Metazoa, Chordata, Actinopteri, Cypriniformes, Cyprinidae. Gene Ontology annotation, cellular component: endomembrane system.
GGCACAAUAUUGAAUUAUUAUUAUUACUUUUUUUUCUUUUGCGUGUUUAGAGGUAGAAUGGGUAGGAGUUACUUUGUAGAAGAAACUGUGGAGGAAUAUCUUGUUGGGCUUCAGACAGCUCCUGGGUCAUGUCUGACCGGACUCCUGGCUGGUCAAUCCUCUCCUCAGAGAGAUUUUGUGGUGCUGGCUGUGCAGACUCCUUACAGAGAGAGUGAGGGGCAGCCGAAGGCUUCGAGAGGGGUCAGCCCACUGGAUGACAUUGAUGUUGAGUGGGUCACAGAACAUGCCAAGCAGGUGUCCCGCAUGUUACCAGGAGGUCUUUGUAUUCUUGGCCUGUUUUUAGUAACCCCACCUGAACUCUCCAAAGAUGCCCAAAAUGCAUUAAAAAGGCUUGUAUUUGCCAUGGAUAAAUACAUAACCAAAGGAAGAUUGUGGGAAUUGUCAGAGGAGGAUGUGACUGAUCAAGUCACCCUGCAUAUCUGCUCCAAAACAAAGAAAACUGUCUGCAAAACAUUUGAUGUGAAAGAUCCACAGAGUUCGGCCAAGCCAGCAGACUGGAAGUAUCAGACAGGUGUCUCAUCAUCCUGGCCCAUGUUGAUCUGCUCUGUUGAGGUGGAUGUGCAGAUCCUUGUGUCUUCUGAUAUCACAGACAAGUGCAUGAAGGAUGGUCUUAGGAGGUGGGCUGAACAGAUUGAGGCUGCUUACUGUCUCAUAAAUGGCAGACAGGCAUUAGAUGACUCUGAACUCUCAUCAGGACAGAAAAAGAACCCAAAAACUACCCAUCGUCAGACACUGCCAGCACGGAUCUUUGUCACUGAUGUAUAUCAAUGUCACAGGAACAGUCAGAGCUGGAUGAGUGCCAGCAGUACCAGCAGUGCUCUGGUUCAGGUGUGCAGUGGCUCCGUGAAGGUUCGAGGGGUGGUUUACUGCAGGGCCUACAUCCACAACAACAAACCCAAAGCCAGACAUGCAGCACAGGCCAUUAAGAGAGGCAUCAUAAACACGGUUUGCUCCAGAGUGGAGAUGUUUCUGGAAGAUCUUUUAAUAAAUGAAGGGAGUCACAAAGGUCUGUGCAGUGGGCAGCAGGCUCUUCCUCGGCGUGUGUUUGCACCAGUGCCCAUCUCCGGCCUGUCUGUGUGUGACUACAUGUUUCCAGAUGAAAGUACAGCUGAUGUGGCCGAGCGUCUGAAAGAGAUGCUGGACUGCGAAACACCAGAAGAGGACAUAGAUACUGGUUUGGAGGGCAAUCAAUUAUUUUCCGAUGUUUCUGGAUCAGAGAUAACUGACAGCCCCAGUGAUGAUUCUAGUAAGCAUGUCAUCUCAGAAGUCCAAGCUGAAAAUCCUAAAAAUCAGAAAGCCCCUCAAUAUUAUGCUGUGGUCCAUUUCCACCUACCUGAUGACUGA